Molecule: messenger RNA, 6035 nt
Organism: Xyrauchen texanus (razorback sucker)
Lineage: Eukaryota; Metazoa; Chordata; Actinopteri; Cypriniformes; Catostomidae
Product: eukaryotic translation initiation factor 5B-like
Exons: 24
Coding region: 82-3684 (1200 amino acids)
Molecular function (GO): GTPase activity; GTP binding; translation initiation factor activity
Source: RefSeq, a predicted model, not a curated record
GCGCAAUGUGAGCACGACCAACUUGAUGUGCUAACACCGACUACGCCGCACCGCAACGAGGAGGUUACAGCUACACACAUUAUGGGGAAGAAACAGAAAAACAAGGGAGAGGACGGUGCCAAAGACGACGGCAUUGACAUUGACGCUCUUGCGGCAGAGAUUGAGGGAGCGGGAGCAAGCAAGGAGCAGAGCAAAGCAAAAAGCAAGAAGAAGAGAGGAAAGAAGGACGACUUUGAUGAGGAAGACAUCCUGAAAGAACUGGAGGAGCUGUCAAUAGAAGACAAAGGAGAAAAGUCUAAAGAAACAGCAAAGAAAUCAGAUUCAGUAGAGGACAUUGAACCAGAGCCCCCUCUGACUAAAGCAGACAAGAAGAAGUCCAAGAAGGUUAAGAAGGUGAACUUUGAUGAUGAUGAGGAGGUUGAUGAAGAUCAGGGUCAAAACAACAUGGAAAACGACCACAGGACGAAAGAUAAGCAGGCGGUGGAAGCUCCCGCUCCUGCUGGUCCUGCUUCAGACUCUGAGGAUGAGGACUCGCAGUCACGGCAGAAGUCCAAAGCCAAGAAGAAUGGCAGCCGAAAGGGUAUGUCUGACUCAGAGGAGAACGAUGAAGAUGGUGGUGCGAAAAAGGGUGAAGGAGGAGUGGGUAACAACAACGAAUCGGACGACGAUUCUCAAACUGCACGCAAGAAAAAAAAAGGUAAAGCAAAAGCCAAGCAAGACAGCGAUGAAGAGGAAGAAGAAGUGACCUUCAAGAUGAAGACGGCGGCGCAGAAGAAAGCAGAGAAAAAAGAGAGGGAUAAGAAGAAGAAAGAGGAGGAUAGGGCCAAGGUGAGGGCCAAGAAAGAGAAAGAGGAAGAGGCCGCAAAGAAGGAGGGAGGGAAACCAGCUGCCACAUCUUCAAUAGAGAGCAAAGUUGUUGAGGCAUCAGAAUCGGUGGAACUGGAUGGAGCUGAUGUCCAGGGAGAAGAAGAGGCUGAUGGGGACAAAAAGAAAAAAGACAAGAAGAAGAAAGGAGUGAAAGAGAAGGAGGAGAAGAAAAAGGGGCCAAGCAAAGCCGCAGUGAAAGCCAUGCAGGAAGCACUGGCCAAAAUGAAAGAGGAGGAGGAACGAGCCAAAAGAGAAGAGGAAGAGAGACAGAAGCGACUGGAGGAGCUUGAAGCUCAGAGACUGGAGCAGGAGCGUCUAGAUGCUGAAAGGAGGGAUAGGAAGAAACAGAAGGAUAAGGAACGAAAAGAGAGACUGAAGAAGGAGGGAAAGCUCCUCACCAAGACCCAGAAAGAGGCUCGAGCCAGAGCAGAAGCCACACUACGAGCGCUGCAGGCUCAGGGUGUUGAAGUACCAUCAAAAGAUGCAAUGCCAAAGAAGAAGCCCGUUUACUCUGAUAAGAGAAAAAAGAAGCCAACAGCACAAACUCCUGAAGAAACGUCAGAGGUGGCAUCACCCACAUUAGAGACACCUCAGCCAGUUACAGCAAAGAUGGAAGUGGACCAGCCUAAAGUAGAGCCAGUCAAGGAGCCAAAGGCAGAGACUGCUUUGGAUGACUGGGAGGCAAUGGCAAGUGACGAAGAGAAAGAGAUGAAGAAGGUUCACAUCGAGGUCAAGGAAACAACUACACAAAAAUCCGCUCAAGACCAAGAGAAUGGCAGUGAGGAGGAUGAAGAGGAAGAGGAGGAUGAAGAGGAAGAUGAGGAUGAAGAGGAAGAUGAGGAGAGUGAGGAGGAGGAGAAAGACAGCAGCAACCACAAGACGGCACCAAGCAAAGCAAGAAAAGAACCGAGCUCCGAGUCGAGUAGCGGGAGCGAUUCAGAUGAUGAUCGAAGCAAAGAGGAGAAACUUUAUGACAAGGCCAAGAAACGCAUAGAGAAACGAAAGCAGGAAAACCUAAAGAACAUUAACCUGGACAAGCUCCGAUCUCCUGUAGUUUGUGUACUGGGCCAUGUGGACACUGGAAAAACCAAAAUCCUGGACAAGCUGAGACACACACAUGUUCAGGAUGGUGAAGCUGGUGGUAUCACACAGCAGAUCGGUGCCACGAACGUUCCACUGGAAACCAUUAUUGAACAGACCAAGAUGGUGAAAAACUUUGACAGGGAGAGCGUAAAGGUUCCUGGAAUGCUCAUCAUUGACACGCCUGGUCACGAGUCCUUCAGUAAUCUGAGGAACAGGGGCAGUUCUCUGUGUGACAUUGCCAUCCUGGUGGUGGAUAUCAUGCACGGUCUAGAGCCGCAGACGCUGGAGUCCAUCAACCUGCUAAAGGAGAAAAAAUGCCCCUUCAUAGUAGCACUUAACAAGAUUGACCGUCUGUAUGACUGGAAGAGGAGUCCAGACACAGAUGUGGUGGCAACACUAAAGAAACAAAAGAAGAACACUAAGGAUGAGUUUGAUGAGAGGGUUAAAUCCAUCAUUGUAGAGUUUGCUCAGCAGGGUCUUAAUGCUGCCCUGUUCUAUGAGAAUAAAGACCCUCGUACGUUUGUAUCCCUUGUUCCCACCUCGGCCCACUCGGGCGAUGGGAUGGGGAACCUGAUCGCCCUCCUGGUUGAACUCACUCAGAACAUGCUGGUCCGCAGACUGGCCCAAUGCGACGAGCUCCGGGCCCAGGUCAUGGAGGUAAAAGCUCUGCCUGGCAUGGGUACUACAAUAGACGUGAUCCUGAUCAACGGCCGCCUGCAAGAGGGCGAUACCAUUAUUGUCCCUGGUGUGGACGGACCAAUCGUCACUCAGAUCAGAGGGUUGCUCCUCCCACCACCGCUCAAAGAGCUCAGAGUAAAGAAUCAGUAUGAGAAGCAUAAGGAGGUGUCCACGGCUCAGGGGGUGAAGAUCCUGGGGAAAGAUCUGGAGAAAACGCUGGCAGGUCUGCCCCUCCUUGUCGCCCAUAAAGAGGAUGAAAUACCAGUACUGAAGGAUGAGUUGAUCCGUGAACUGAAACAGACGCUGAAUGCCAUAAAACUAGAGGAGAAGGGUGUGUAUGUCCAGGCCUCUACCCUUGGCUCUCUAGAGGCCCUCCUGGAGUUCUUGCGUACAUCCAAAGUGCCUUAUGCUGGCAUCAACAUUGGUCCUGUUCACAGGAAAGAUGUGAUGAAAGCAUCCACUAUGUUGGAACAUGACCAACAGUAUGCAGUGAUCCUGGCAUUUGAUGUUAAAAUAGAGAGAGAUUCUCAGGAGAUGGCUGACAGUCUUGGUGUGCGUAUUUUCAGCGCUGAGAUCAUCUAUCAUUUGUUUGAUGCCUUCACUAAGUAUCGGGAAGACUACAAGAAACAAAAGCAAGAUGAAUUCAAGCACAUAGCCGUGUUCCCCUGUAAGCUGCGAAUAUUGCCCCAGUUCAUCUUUAACUCCAGAGAUCCCAUAGUCGUGGGCAUCAAUGUGGAGGCUGGAGUGUUGAAAACGGGCACUCCACUGUGUGUGCCCAGCAAAGGGUUUGUAGAUAUUGGUAUUGUGACCAGUAUAGAAGUAAAUCAUAAGUCUGUAGAUACCGCUAAGAAAGGACAGGAGAUCUGUGUGAAAAUAGAGCCAAUUCCUGGAGAAUCACCCAAGAUGUACGGCCGACACUUUGAAGCUGUAGACGUCAUUGUUAGCAAGAUUACCCGUCAGUCAAUCGACGCACUGAAGAACUGGUUCAGAGACGAGAUGCAGAAAACAGACUGGCAAUUAAUCAUGGAACUGAAGAAAACCUUUGAAAUCAUCUGAACACAUCAGUGACUGUGACUGAUCUUAGAUGUCAAAUGACCCCCUGCACACACAUCAUAUACACUAUAUGUUGUACACUCCUAAGAUCAUCUGCGAUCACAGAGUCAUCAGUGUUCAUACUUUUAAAGACAUUUUUACACACACAACCUUGCACAGUCAUGCACGUGUGUGUGUGUGUGUGUGUGUGUGUGUGUGUGUGCGGGGUGAAUAUUCAACACACUCCCCUUUUCCUCCAACUCUUUUUGGCUGGUGGGGAGUGUUUAAAAAAUUAAAAAAAUAGAAAAGUGGAAAAAAGGAAGGGGAAAAAAAGGUUUUUCUGUGAGAAACUGAAUAUAUUCCCACUGUUUUAAACAGUGACAAAUGCUAGAAAAUGUAAGACAACCUUUGCAACUAUUCCAAACGUGCCUGUUCUCUCUUAUUAAUCGAUUUUUCUUUCAUGAAUUGCCCCUCUUAAAGUUCACUGUAAGGCUGGAUUAAACUUGAGCUGCUGAUUUGGACCUGCAGUUUGGUCUUGGAUUUAGGCUGAGGUUUAAAACUAAGGGUAUAAAACUUUCACGAUAACUGCAGGAGGCUGAGUUUUUAGGAUUUUAGAUAAACAAUUAUUACCAUGUCAGUAUUUUUCAUUCCUCCUGGCUUUUUUGUUUUUUGACUGCAGAGUUCUUAAAUGGGCUUUUUUAAAAGUAGACCCCACACUGCUCCUAGCCACAGACUGUCCCUCUCUCUCUCUUCAUCUUCCACUCUGGGAUUUCCUUUGUAGCCCCUGAUACCUUUACCCAGAGUGUCGACUUGGAAUAAAGGCAUCUUUUACUUAUUUUGAAUCAGAAAUGUAAGAUUGAUAAAAUCAUCAACAAUAAAAAAAGAUGGCCUAUUUAUGAUGUCCCAAAGUAAUUUGUUUGGUAACGAUGUGAAUAUGGCUUGGGUGAAUCUCAUCAAAAUUGUUGAGAAAUGUCCAGGUCAUAUGUAUUUUACCCCAAAAUCAAAAGGGAGAAGUAUAUACUUUGUAUGAAAUUGAAGGAAUUGCAUUCAAUUCAACGUUUUUCACUUCACCCAAAAAUUAAAAUUCACAUUAUUUACUCACCCUCAUUCCAUCCCAGAUGAGUGACUUUCUACUGCUGAACACAAAUUAAGAUUUUUAGAAAAUGUCUGUAGGUCCAUGCAGUGCAGGUGAAUAGGGUCCAAAAUGUUGCAUAUAAAGGCAUAAUAAAAGUAACCCAUAAGACUCCAUUGGUCUAAAAAAUGUCUUCUGCAGCAUUCCAAUCGGUUUUGGGGGAGAACAGACCAAAAUAUAACUCCUUUUUCACAAUGAGUCUUUACAUCAGUAGUCUCCUUGGCGAUUUUGAUUUCAAGCUUGAUUACAAUUCCUUGCACCAUCCAACGCUCUGUGCAUGCGUCAAGCACUAGGAAGUGUUUUUUUAGCACAGUAAUGAGAAUUUGCGGGAUAAAUGUGCUUAAAUGUGAAAAUGUCGCAAUGCCAAAAGUCUUAAUGUUUUAAAAAUAGGCUUAAUUUUGCUUUUUGUAAAAUAUAAUAAUUUCCUUAAUAUCAAAAUAGGAAAACAGAUAUACUUUGCAUGAAAUUGAAGGAAGUGCAUUAAAUUCCAUAAUAUUUAGCAAUAAAUCAAUCAUUUUUAGGACAUUUAAGAUUUAUUGCAUUGUGAUGUGAUUUUCACCCCAUUCUCAUUAUACAGCAAACAAUAUUUCAAUGUAAAGCAGAAUUGUGAGUACAUUUUAGUAGUAGUAUGCCAAUCUUUGUUAAAGUGUUUGAACAGACUGUUUUACAAAACUGUAUUGCCGUAAUGAGUGCUUUUUCACAUUACAGUAAUAUUUUUAUUUUUGCAGCACAGUAAUGAGAUUUUAGUGGACAAAUGUGCUUAAUUGUCAAAAUAAUGUAAAUGCAAAAAAAAAAAAAAAAAAAUUACAUUUUCCUUUUUGCUAAAUAUAAUUUCUUAUUUCACCACAAAAAUCAAGAGAGAGAAAAAAUACUUCGCAUGAAAUUGAAGCAUUCAACUCCAUAUGUAUCAAGAAAUCAAGCGUUUUUAGGACAUUUCAGUUUUUUUGCAUUGUGACAUUUUACCCCAAUGCUCAUUCUCACUACUAUAAUGUGAAAAAUAUAUGUAUUCAAUUAAGCAGUAAUUAUAUUUUUGAAAAUUUGCUUAAUUGUCAAUGUCAAUCCGGAAAAAAAAUCUCAAUGGUUUUAAAAAUAGGUUUCAUUUUCCUUAAUAGAAAAUUUGAUUUCUUAGUUUGUCAGAAAAUCUCAUCAAAUCAUGGGAUACACCUGUGCACAUUAAAUAUUUUAUACUAUAAAUGAAUCCUUGUCCUGGUAAAAUGGCUAUUGUAAAGUAAAGGUUAAUUUU